Messenger RNA from Helicoverpa armigera (cotton bollworm), 2085 nucleotides. RefSeq names its product rabphilin-3A (gene Rph). The transcript is spliced from 10 exons. Gene Ontology annotation, molecular function: small GTPase binding. Lineage: Eukaryota; Metazoa; Arthropoda; Insecta; Lepidoptera; Noctuidae. Bases 121 to 1806 code for a protein of 561 amino acids. Gene Ontology annotation, biological process: intracellular protein transport. The record is from RefSeq and is a predicted model, not a curated record. Gene Ontology annotation, cellular component: membrane.
GCUCGCCACGCGCGAAGCAACAGUUGAACGCAAUCAACAGGCGCGAACGCGCGGCGCCACUUUCCCGCGCUCCCGGAUAUUUUUAAACAUUUUUUUUUAUUAUUAUUUUUAAAUAGUGCAAUGAAUUUUCAAAGUAAAGCGAACAAGUAUGUGUGUCCGAAUGAUCGACAGCUGUCUUUGAGAGCCAAGCUAAGAACAGGAUGGAGCGCAGCCCGCAGCGAGCCCCCCCUCACGCCGAGCGAGCGAGAGGCGAUCGCCGCCGUCGUCAAGAGAGCAGAGAAGAUUGAUGAAGUGGAAGCCAAGAGGGUCGGCAGACUGGUGGCUAGGCUUGAAGGCAUGCGUCGGUCAGCUCAAGGCCCAGCACCCCGGACCUGCCUGCUGUGUGGCGAGACGGCGCGCCUCCUGGCUCCUCUCAGGACCUGCUCCAUCUGCAGGCAUACGGCGUGCUCCAAGUGUGUCAUCGAGAAUCUGCCGCAUAGAUCACCACUAUACUCCCGGGAAGCUUACAUGUGCAACUUAUGUGCUGAGACGAGGGAGAUGUGGAAGAAGUCAGGCGCCUGGUUCUUCAAGUCCUUGCCGAAGUACAUCCUGCCGGAUCGGAGGACUACCGGACGGUACCUGGACUCUGAGUUGGCGAGGUCUUUGCAGGAGGCCGGCAACAGCAGCAACGAAGGCAAAACAGACUCCGAACCAGGGUCUCCUCUCAGCGUCCACGCGCCCACCUUCUCCAGGCAGGCCAGCAAUACUGACAGCAGGAAGUCUAUCACAUCACCUCAUGACCCCCACUACGAAUGGAGCGAAACAGACAUUCUUUCCCACGGCUUCAGCGGUCUAAGUCUCCAUCGAGCUGACAGCCUCACCCAAAGGCCUCUAGCCUCCUUAAAGCGAACAGGCAGUAAAGGCAGUGCCUACAGCAUUCGAAGCAUGAGGAAAGAAAUGACAAAGGCCUCGCAAAGUGAAAGGCCUCCUACGAUACCUGAUGCAGGUUUUGGGACCUUGGAAAUCAAGUUGGCGUAUGAGAAUGCUACCUCGUCGCUAGCUGUGACGGUUUUGAGAGCUAGAGGUCUGAUUGGCAUGGAUAUGACGGGGCUGUCGGAUCCAUUUUGUAGAUUAGAAGUUUUGCCUAGAGAAGGCAGCUAUUCCAACAGGCUACGCACGAAGACAGUUCACAAGACAAAGAACCCUGAGUUCAACGAGACGCUGCACUUCUUCGGCAUCACGGAGUCAGACCUGGCCACCAAGUCGCUGGAGAUCGUGCUGUUUGAUGAUGACAAAUACGGUUGCGACGAGAUGGGCUCAGCAACGGUCGCUCUCCGGGAAUGUUCGAAGUCUCCGGCACAGCUGCGGCUAGCCCUCUCCGGGUCUUCAGGGUCUGAACCCACUGGGCCCAGGAUACUGCUGGCUUUAUGCUAUAGUACCAAACGAAGGGCCCUGGUGGUGACGAUCUGUAGAGGAGCUGAUCUCCCACCUCAGGAUAGUAAUGGAUAUUCGGAUCCUUUUGUUAAAUUGCAUUUAGACCCAGACCCUUACCACAAGAAACACAAAACAUCGAUAAAAUGGCGAAAUCUAAAUCCAGUAUGGAAUGAAGAAUUUUUCUUCGAAACUCGUCCAACCGAACUUUCCCGCCAAAAUCUGACAUUGACAGUUUGGGACAAAGACUAUGGCAAGCCCAACGACUUUUUAGGGAGCCUAAUUUUAGGAGCGAGUUCCAAAGGAAGGAGGUUGAAACACUGGAUGGACUGUAUAAAGUUUCCCGACCAUCGUCACGAAUCCUGGCACUCGUUAACUGAUACACAGCAUCUAUAGUUAUUAUUUUAGUUUUAUUAUAUGUAAAUAAAGUCCAUACUUACUUAGAUCAUGGAAUAAAAUACCAUAAUAGGCAUCUAUUUAUUAUGCUUAUAUGCUGAAUAGUGACUUUUAAGGAGGUACAGACUUCGUACUUACCUACAUAAACAUGCGGGAUUAUGCCAUUCUAGCAACGAUAAUAUAAAAAGACAAAUAAUAUUUUGAAAUGUAAUGAGCUUCAAAGCCAAAGGGUGCUGGAUAAACUUGUAAAGUGUUCGGUGAAUACCUAUUUAAAUAAAU